ACGCAAACAAUCAUCUUUUUCUUAUCUAUAAAUUUUUCGUCGACUUUGUUGACUAAAAUUUACCAAUUCAAACGCUGAAACUUCGUGUUCUACAACUACGUUUUGAGUAAUAGUUUCUUCAAUUUGGAACCAUUAUUCAUUAUUCGGUGUUUUAUUUUUGAGGGAUGUUUCCUUUUAAUUCGUUAAAAGAUUUCUGGAAUCUGAAACCAAGGGAUGAUGGUGGAGCAGCGUUACGGAGUCAUAGGAAUAAUUUUAUUGUUGUAGAGGACGCUUAUCAACGGUCUCCCACCAAUCAGCAAAAGCAAGAUGCUAGAGAGGCGUUACAGAGACAUCGUAAAAAUUUUGGUGCUGCUAAGCCGCAUACCAAUCAGCAAAAGCUGGAUGUUAAAAAGGCGUUAAAGAGACAUGCGAAAAAUUUUGUUGUUGUAGAGGAACCUUAUCAACGGCCACAUUACUUUCCUAACCUCCCCAAAGUUGCUUAUAUGCCUCGUACUAAUCAGCCGAAAGACCUCAAAAUACCCUUCCAUGUGAUAAAAGAUUGUACCCAAGACUUCAACGAAAAAAAUUUCAUCGCGAAGGGUGGUUACGGAAGGGUCUAUAAGGGAAUCCUCACCUGGGCAGAUCAUGUAAACCAACUAGUUGCUGUAAAACGGCUAGAUGUCUCCGGAUUUCAAGGCAGCAAGGAGUUCCGCACAGAGGUUACAAUGCUUUCAGAGUAUCAACACAAAAACAUUAUAAAACUUAUAGGAUUUUGUGAUGAUAACAAGGAGAUGAUCCUUGUUUACGAAUAUGCAAGCCAUGGAAGCCUUGACAAAUAUUUAAGUGACACUAAAAUGUCGGGUGGGCUAUCUUGGUCACAACUCCAUAAAAUAUGUAUUGGUGUUACUUAUGCGUUGGACUAUCUUCAUAACCACGUGGCUGAGAAACACAGAAUAAUACAUCGCGAUGUGAAAAGCGCGAAUGUGUUAUUGGAUGAGAAUUGGAAUGCAAAACUUUCCGAUUUUGGUUUGGCUAGAAUAGGUUUAGCAAAUCAACUUAACACCUUUGUGAUCACUAACCCUGCUGGCACAUAUGGUUAUACUGACCCACAAUACAUAAGAACAGGGUUUUUAACAAAAGAGUCGGAUAUUUAUUCGUUUGGUGUGGUUUUGUUUGAAGUUUUGUGUGGAAGGUUGGCGUGUGUCUCCAGUUACCAUGAUGAGCGGCGAUUCCUACAUCAUUUGGCUCGAACCUGCUACAAAAAUGGAGAGUUGGAUAAGAUUAUUGAUCAAAGAAUAAAGAAAGAUAUCAAUUCAGGAACAUUAAGCAUGUUUUCAGCUAUUGCAUAUCAAUGCUUACAAGAAACUCGGGAGGAACGACCUACAAUUGCUGAGGUUGCAUUCCAACUUAAGGAAGCGUAUAAAAUCAAACAUUAGUUUACACAAGUUUUCAAGAUAAGAAGAUGAAACCAUCCUCGGUCGAUUCACAAAAAUGAAUCUUUGGUGAGUCUUUAUAAUCAAGGGAGACAUGGAUGAAUUAAAUCUAAAGUAAAACUUCGGUUUUAUGGUUGUCUAUGGACUGUAUCGUUGAAUAAUCAUCUUAUCAUUACAAUUAAAAUUGUAAAAAAAAAAAAAAAAUUAAUGCAACCACCUUUAUCUGGAUAUGAAUAAAUGACUAUAAGUCACAUAUCUUAUGUGCAAAAUUGUAAUGUACCCAACCAUAUUGUCGGUCAGGCUAAAUAUGGGUCAAAAGUUGGUAGCAAUCUACUAUUUGAAA
Messenger RNA from Lactuca sativa (garden lettuce), 1755 nucleotides. Its product is annotated as putative receptor-like protein kinase At5g39000. Gene Ontology annotation, cellular component: plasmodesma; plasma membrane. Lineage: Eukaryota; Viridiplantae; Streptophyta; Magnoliopsida; Asterales; Asteraceae. Gene Ontology annotation, biological process: protein autophosphorylation. The record is from RefSeq and is a predicted model, not a curated record. Gene Ontology annotation, molecular function: ATP binding; transmembrane receptor protein tyrosine kinase activity.